GCCUGGCUGCCUGGCCACUCGGACACGCAUCCGUAGUGGCAUGCAGAACAGCACAUCGGCGCCACCUUCGUCGUCCGGUGAGCAGCGACCGGCGGCCGGACGGAGGAGUCCUGAGCGAAGAAACAAGUCCCGAAUCUCUGUAGCGAGCCGCAGCAUACUCUUCUCCCCUCCGGCAUUUCAUCAGCCCCCAACACCAGGUGCUGCUGUCGUAGCAGGCGGCGGUAGCAUCGGUAAUGGAAAGGCCACGGAAGAUGGCGGUCAGCAGAGUACGACUACCCCAAUGUCGCUUCCUCGAUGGAAGCGAAAGAAAAAAGUGGACGAAGCUGCACCAUCCCCCGUGCACAAGUCCAAAAAGGUUGUCACGUGUAUUAUUGUCCCUAGAACGACCGCUUUAUCCCCAAUCGUUCGGCCAUGAACAUGGCUGCGUCAUCGUUCAAGAUCACGGCGCAUUUCGAGACCAAAGCCAAGCCAAACAGUCGCGACGCAUCCACUUCCUCCACUCCCACGCCGAAGAAGCAUGCCAGCAGUUCCACCACCAAUACGCCGAUCAAACCCACGUUCCAAGCGUGUCUGGCCGAAUCGUUGCUUGGCACUUCGGAUUUGGAGCACCAUCGCAUUCUCACGUUUAAGGAGAAACCGGUGCCGCCGCAUGACCCGGCGUCGUUCCAAGGCGCGCUGGACGUCAUGUAUCGCCACAAAGCGGCCAAGCGAGGCGUAUGCGACAAGGAGAAACUCGUCCGGCACAUUCCCACGGCCGCGACCAAGGUGCUGGACGCGCCAGAACUCAUGGACGACUACUACCUGAACCUGCUCUCGUGGGGCAACAACAACGUGCUCGCGGUGGCCCUCGGCCCGUCCAUGUACCUGUGGAACGCCGCCACGGGCGAGAUCGACGAGCUCAUGAGUCUGGAAGGCGACGACUACAUCUGCUCCGUCUCGUGGAUCCAAGACGGCCACACACUGGCCAUCGGAACGUCGGACGCGACGAUCCAGCUGUGGGACGCGCACGCCGCGCGGCACCUGCGCACCCUCCGCGGGCACUCACUGCGAGUCGGCUCGCUGUCGUGGAACCAGCACGUGCUCUCCUCCGGGUCCCGGGACACGACUAUCAAGCACCACGACGUGCGCAUCCAGCAGCCGCUUGUAGCCACUUUAAACGGCCACGACCAGGAGGUGUGCGGACUCGCGUGGAGUCCCGACGGCACCAAGCUCGCCUCUGGCGGCAACGACAACAUGCUGUGCAUUUGGAACCACCCGUCCGGCAGCAGCAGCAGCGCCAGACCCGUGCACAAACUCCACCACCACGUCGCAGCCGUCAAGGCGCUGGCGUGGUGCCCGUGGGAGCGGCAUGUGCUGGCGUCCGGCGGCGGCACGGCGGACCGCACGAUCAAACUGUGGAACGUCCAGACUGGGUCGCUGCUGCAGUCAGUGGACACGGGCUCACAAGUGUGUGCGCUGCUGUGGGCGGCGUCCGACAAGGAGCUGCUGUCGUCCCACGGAUACGCGCAGAACGAGUUGUGUCUGUGGGAGUAUCCGAGUAUGGUCAAGAUCAAGGAACUGACGGGGCACACGGCGCGGGUGCUGCACAUGGCGGCGUCCCCAGACAAGAUGACGGUCGUGUCUGGCGCCGCCGACGAGACGCUCCGGUUUUGGAACAUCUUUGCCCCCCCCAAGAAGCCCGCCAAGAAGACGGCGGGGUUCUGGGACGACAAAGCCUCGUCCGGCAAGCAUCCCAAUCGUCUUUCCAGUCACCAUCCAUUUACAGGCAUCCGUUGAUUAAAAAAGUGUAAUUUAUUGUUUGCAGGCUGCGUGAA
Aphanomyces astaci is the source of this 1814-nucleotide messenger RNA. RefSeq lists its product as hypothetical. NCBI's taxonomy places the organism in Eukaryota, Oomycota, Saprolegniomycetes, Saprolegniales, Verrucalvaceae. The transcript has 2 exons. Gene Ontology annotation, biological process: positive regulation of anaphase-promoting complex-dependent catabolic process; positive regulation of ubiquitin protein ligase activity; anaphase-promoting complex-dependent catabolic process. The coding region runs from base 412 to 1776 and encodes 454 amino acids. The record is from RefSeq and is a predicted model, not a curated record. Gene Ontology annotation, molecular function: ubiquitin ligase activator activity; protein binding; anaphase-promoting complex binding. Gene Ontology annotation, cellular component: anaphase-promoting complex.